Mycotypha africana is the source of this 1848-nucleotide messenger RNA. Its product is annotated as P-loop containing nucleoside triphosphate hydrolase protein. The transcript is spliced from 3 exons. Gene Ontology annotation, molecular function: ATP hydrolysis activity; ATP binding. The record is from RefSeq and is a predicted model, not a curated record. Lineage: Eukaryota; Fungi; Mucoromycota; Mucoromycetes; Mucorales; Mycotyphaceae. The coding region runs from base 1 to 1848 and encodes 615 amino acids.
AUGACCGGUAACUCUUCAAGCACAAUAUUACCUGUGCUACAUACUUCACUUGUCAAGAAAAGAGCUUCCAUGCUAGUAAGCAGCAGCAGCAGCUCCUACUUGCCGUCACCUGUCAUCAAAACCACUAUCUCAAAACUUAUUGACCGAGUUCUUAGUUUACUGGAAAUGAUGUCUGAUGAGGCUUUCUGGAAUAAUUUAUUUGGCGAGCGAGUGUUGAACCUUUUGAAGCGAUAUUUCGGCAGCGAUGUUGUCUUUUUAGGUUUUAUUGUUUAUCUCGCUCCUAUUCUGGGCUAUCGAUUACAUGACUGGUUUUAUUAUUGUUUGGCUAAAUUCAAAGAGAGAAUGUAUGUUUCUAUUCAGAUCAGCAAAAAUGAAUCAGGUUAUGAAGCCAUACAACAAUUCGUUGCCAGUAAAACUUCGCAUAUUCGACACCUGCGUGAUGUUGAAGGCCGGUGUAUAAAUGAUGAUAACGAUGAUGGUGAUAUGUUAAGUCCCACUCCUCCACCCAAAAUUCGACUUUAUCCAUUGGAUGAAAUCGAGCAUAAAAUCGUUUAUAAAAAUCACACACUUUGGGUGACAAAAAAGAAAAAUGGUGGUGUCACCAACUCUGCUUCUGAACAUUAUUACAGCAACAACAUCAAAGAAUUGCUCGGUAUGAUGAACAAUAACCCCGUCAUUCAAAUUACUAUGCGCGGUCAAGACCUUACCUUACUGCAAUCCUUCAUUCAAGAAUGGAUUGACCACCAUUAUGAAAAGGAGUUUGGUAAAUUGACCAUCUAUCAAUGUCUGCCUACACGAUAUGAAGGUUUUGAAUGGCGUACGAUCGGUUCAAAAGAAUUGCGUAGUUUACAUUCAGUGAUUCUGAAGGAAGGACAGAAGGAGCGUAUUUUGAAAGACAUUAUGACUUUCCGUAAGCGGGAACAUUGGUACGCUAUCCGUGGUAUUCCUUAUCGCCGUGGAUAUUUACUAUACGGACCACCGGGUACCGGUAAAACAUCGCUGGUGCAAUCCGUGGCUAGUAAGAUCAAUAUGAAUGUGGCAAUCAUCAGUUUGUCAGGAAAUAUGGAUGAUGAAAACUUUAAUGUAUUGUUACAAGAAGUACCAAGAAAUAGUAUCUUGGUGAUGGAAGAUAUUGAUCAUUGUGUGAUCAAGGCACCUUCUUAUUCGAGCGACAAUACGAGAAAUGGUACGAACACUGAGAAUGGUAACAGCACAGCUAAGAUCACUAUGAGUGGAUUAUUGAACGCGUUGGACGGUGUAGCUGCUCAGGAGGGAUCUAUGGUAUUCAUGACAUGUAAUGAUAUUAAUCGUAUUCAACCUGCUUUGCUACGCCCUGGCCGAAUCGAUAUGAAAAUGGAACUGGGAUAUGCAGAUAAAAGUCAGAUCGAACAAAUGUUUUGGAGAUUUAUGGGCGAAGAUGAUGAUCUCUUAAAAUUAGGAGAGUCUGUAGUUGAAGAUACGGUCGAGGAGCCAAAUAAGAAGAAGCAAAAGAAGAGAAAUAAAAAGGAAAAUAGUAGGCUAAACGAAUUAGCUAAGAAGUUCACGGCAAGAAUCCCUAAUUUAUACGUGACACCAGCAGAAUUACAAAACUUUUUCAUCAUGAAUAUUAUGGAUAAUGAACAGUUUGCUAUUGUUGACGAAGGUAUAGCAAACAAAGAGGAAGUUGGUGAAAAUGAAAAAGUUGACUAUAGCUAUUUGUUGGAUGCUAUACCAGCAUUUCUUGAAAGUGUGAAACGGGAUCGCGAACAAGCCAUUGAACAUAGAAGAGGUGGCAGCAGUAGUAAAAACACCCCCUUAGAUUCAGUUGGCUUAGCGAUCGAUCCUUCCACUACAGACGAUGUCCAAUAA